Molecule: messenger RNA, 2249 nt
Organism: Triplophysa dalaica
Lineage: Eukaryota; Metazoa; Chordata; Actinopteri; Cypriniformes; Nemacheilidae
Gene: adra1ab
Product: adrenoceptor alpha 1Ab
Exons: 4
Coding region: 436-1752 (438 amino acids)
Biological process (GO): cell-cell signaling; phospholipase C-activating G protein-coupled receptor signaling pathway; positive regulation of cytosolic calcium ion concentration
Cellular component (GO): membrane
Molecular function (GO): alpha1-adrenergic receptor activity
Source: RefSeq, a predicted model, not a curated record
CCUCAGGGUCACAAAUGAACAAAAAUAAUGGAGUUAUUUGGACGAUGGUGCUUUUUUCAAUCCAGCAUGAGUUCUUAAAGGGGCAGAUCACUCAAAAUUACAAUUCUGUCACAAUUUAUUCACCCUCAUGUUGUUUAAAACCUGUAUAUGACUCUUCCUUCUGUGGACGACCAAAGAAGAUAUUUGUACAAUAGAAGUCAAUGGGGGCCAAUGUUGUUUGGCUACCCACGUUGUUCAUUUAUAUCUUCCUUCGUGUCCUGCAGAAGAAAAGCAGGCUGAGAAUGACAUGAGGACAUGUCGGCGAACUGUUUUCAAGGGCACCCAUCGACUCAAAGCCAUCACUCCAGCAAUUCAAGCACAUUCGGAUUGAAACAUGACAUUUAAGAGGAACACAAUCUCCACUACAUAAAUCUGCAUCUAUAGAAACUUUACAUCAUGACCAACGGGCUGCUGGCAGACGAUAACAUAAGUUCCACUUUUUUCCCACAAAGCUGUCCAAACUGCAGUGUGAUUUCACCAUUUGACAUAGACAUUAGUAAAUCACUAGCUCUGGGCCUGGUACUGAUGGUCUUUAUGAUAUUUGGUGUGAUGGGCAAUAUCCUGGUCAUCCUCUCAGUGGCAUGCCAUCGCCACCUUCGCUCCAUGACGCACUACUUCGUCGCCAACCUGGCGGUGGCGGAUCUGCUUCUCAGCUCCAUGGUGCUUCCAUUCUCCGCCGCAUCUGAAGCUUUGGGCUGCUGGGCAUUCGGGCGUUCUCUGUGUAACGCCUGGACAGCCCUCGACGUGCUGUGUUGCACAGCCUCUAUCCUAAGCCUUACUGUCAUCUCCGUGGAUCGCUGCGUGGCAGUGAGUUACCCGCUACAGUACCCUUCCUUGGCCACCGGGCGGAGGGCACUGGGAGCAGUGGUGGUCCUCUGGUCUUUCUCGAUAGCGAUCUCCGUCGGCCCACUGCUUGGAUGGAGAGAUCCGAUGCCGGAGGACGAGUCUGUGUGUAGGGUUAAUGAAGAACAGGGGUAUGCCAUCUUCUCAGCUGCGUGUUCCUUUUAUGUGCCACUGACUGUGAUUUUGGCAAUGUACUGUAGGGUGUACGUGGUGGCACGGCACAAGAGUAAAUCCAUGAGAAAAGGCAGAGAGACGAAUGGGUUAACGAAACACGGGGUCAUGCUGAGGAUCCACUGUCGUAAUGCUGUCAAAAAAGAAGCUGUGCGAUCGAGCCAUGCCUUUGUGCGUCUGCUCAAGUUCUCCCGGGAGAAGAAGGCCGCCAAGACCUUAGGGAUUGUGGUGGGCUGUUUUGUGCUCUGCUGGCUUCCAUUUUUCCUAGUGCUGCCCAUAAGCUCCAUCUUUCCGUCUCAUAGACCCUCAGACACUGUCUUCAAAAUUACCUUCUGGCUCGGCUACUUCAACAGCUGCCUCAACCCUAUCAUCUACCCGUGCUUCAGCCAGGAGUUCAAGAAGGCUUUCCAGAAUGUUCUACGUUGUCACUGCCUCAGCAGAACACAGAGAGUCUGGAGUCCUCCGGUGCGUUUUCAAGAUGCAACGACCCUGCACGCCCCCAAACUGGUCUCACCCUUCAGCUUUCAGACUUCUGUUGACAUUAAUAAUGCAUUGCCUAAAGUUGUGGCAUUGACUGAAAAUGACCAUAGUAAGAUAAAUGUGGAUGACAUGCAGAAACAAACACAUGCUGAAACUAAAGUACCGUCUAUUAAAGUUCAUCAAGUCUCUAUUUGCAUGACGGAAGGAGAGGCUUUAUAAAAGACAGGAUUAAGAUAUCAGAAUUUGGUUGUAAUUUAAUAAAAAAAGGGAACAUCAUAGAUCUUUAGCAGAAUGGAAAAAUAACGACGUUACAAAAGCGUCCCCUGUUGGCCAAAUAACAGCUCUGUAUAUCCGUUUAAAUCUGUCUACAUACGUUCAUUUUGUUCAAUCUGUUCACUGAUCCACAUUUGUUAUAAAUAUAUUCUGGACAGGGCCACAAGUUGUCAUUUGUGUAGUUUAAAGGGAUAGUCUCCCCAAAAACAAAAAAUCUGUCAUAUUUUGUUUAACCCUUGUAGUUUAAACUUGUAUAUGAUUCUUUUUAUCAGUGAAACACAAAAGAAGAUACUUAGAAGAAUGUCUCUGUGUUUUUUGUCUGUACAAUGAAUGUCAAUGGCGUCCAAUGUGUUUGGUUCUUCAAAAUAUUCUUUUGUGUUCUCCCGAAGAAAGUCAUACAAGUUUGGAAUGACACGAUGGUGAAUAAAUGAUGACAGAAUAUA